CUUCUUCCGUCCCGUCCAUUUUACUUUUCGCCGGCUGUGAGUGCGUGAAUCACUAGUAAUUUUCCUCAAUUUUCUCGUUGCUUUCUAUUUCUGUGAUCGUAAUAUUUAGCAUCCAAAGUAUGGCUGACAACAAAGAGAGAUCCUUCAUCAUGAUCAAACCCGAUGGAGUUCAACGAGGACUCGUCGGUAAAAUUAUCGAGCGAUUCGAGAGCAAGGGCUUCAAGCUGGUCGCCAUGAAGUUGGUCCACGCCAACGAAGACCUCCUGAAGAAGCAUUACUCUGACCUCUCCGCCCGUCCUUUCUUCCCAGGUCUAGUUAAAUACAUGUCUUCUGGACCAGUUGUGCCCAUGGUUUGGGAAGGUUUGAACGUUGUUAAAACUGGACGUCAAAUGCUUGGUGCAACCGACCCCAAAGACUCAGCUCCCGGAACCAUCAGAGGAGACUUCUGCAUCCAAGUUGGAAGAAACAUCAUUCAUGGAUCAGACUCUGUCGAUUCGGCCAAGAAAGAAAUCAGUCUCUGGUUCCCUGAGAAAGAAAUCUUCAACUGGCAGCCAGCUAGUUACUCAUGGGUCUACGAAAACUAGUGAAACCCUCAUCAGCCGGUUCCUCGUCAAGAUAAAACUCAGCUCCUAUAGUUGCAUUUUUAAAUCGUUGCAUUUGCCAACUCCGUACUUUUCGGUCACAGAUAGGAUCUCACAAACCACUGCAAUCAAUCAGUUCAUUGGUUUGAAGAAUUUUAAUGAAUAUUUAUCCAGUGAAAAUUGAAACUGUACAUCUGUUAUCCCUGUGUUUUAAUUUUUGUUAUACAAUGAAUUUACUCUUAAGAUUCACGCCUUUUUAAAUGUUUUAUCGUCUUGUCUACUCUAAGUAGUUGUUUACCCAUUUAAGCCUUAUUUGUACUUCCAUCUAAUUAAGAAAAUCAAAUUAAAAAAUAUUCUGAUUUUAAAA
Molecule: messenger RNA, 948 nt
Organism: Bemisia tabaci
Lineage: Eukaryota; Metazoa; Arthropoda; Insecta; Hemiptera; Aleyrodidae
Gene: awd
Product: nucleoside diphosphate kinase
Biological process (GO): GTP biosynthetic process; CTP biosynthetic process; UTP biosynthetic process
Molecular function (GO): nucleoside diphosphate kinase activity
Source: RefSeq, a predicted model, not a curated record